GUUCUUACAAAAUGGAUGCCAGUGUUUACGUUAUUUUAUGUUGCCUUGUACUAGGUGGAGAUGCGUCUGGCUCGUGUGGGGCAUUGACAGUUAAGAAGCCAACGUUUUUGAACAGAAACGUCACUUUAAAAUUCAUUCCUCACAAUCAAUGGAUCACAAACAUUGUCUGGAAGUUUUCUCCAUGGUGGGAUAAAACAAGCGAAUUCGCAGUAGAAAUGCUGAAGGGAAGAUCUCAACAAACUGUCCAGGAUGGGUCACACUAUCAUUCUUUCUUGUUCUAUGCGGAUAAAUAUUUCAAUAAUUCAAAAUUUCAUGUUCAAUGUAGCAAUACAAUGGAAGUCACGAGAUCAAACACAGUAAAGAUACACUUACAUGAAAUCAAAAACGAGUGUGGCAAUCUAAUGCUCCUAUCUCCGGAAAUAAAAUAUGGAACAGAUGUUGAAAUAGCUUAUUACCCUUCUUAUGAUACAUUGAACCCCGGAAAUAUUUGGUUUCAUGAAAGAACAUUGUUGAAAGGGGUUGCACAGCCAGUGCAUCUUCGAAACAACACUUUUGAGGAAAGGAAAAUGUCUGUUUAUUUGUACAUUUUUACAAUCCACAAUUAUACGGAGAGCAAAGCUGGACGUUACGCUUUGAGAUGUGGAAAAUAUAGGGUGUUUACCACAAACUGGUUAAACAUACAUGUGACGGAUAAGCAGCUUAUUGGACCAGUACGGAAUGACUGCAUUUACGGCAAUGCAGACACUACCAUUUAUUGCAACACAAGUCGUACGACAGAAGGAACUCGUGUGACCCUUUCCAUUGGGAACAAAGGAGUUGUAAUACUUGCGAACGAAACAGAACGCGGUGUAUACACAGUUGUACUGGACUCAAAUACUUGGAGGGACCAUGACGGCGAUGUUGUAACAUGCAACGUCUCUAAUGAAAAUUAUGAACACGACCUAAAAAGUUCAGCUAAAUUGUGUUACAUGGAGAAAGGCUCGAACCAUAUUUUGAACAUGGCAGAAAACAUCCACAAUGAAAAUACGACAAUAAGUUGCCAGGUGUCAAAUGUACGACCACCUGCGUUGCUUGAAAUAUUGGUAGACAACAUAGCGAUCAUUGGUGUUGUUAAAGAGGAUUUAUUGAACAAAACAUCAAAAACAUACACCAGUAAAGCUUCGAUAUCAAAGAUAGACAAACAUUGGAAUGGAAAAGAAAUUUGUUGUCGGCGGAUAUUUACAAUACACGGAUAUAAAGAAGCAAGCUGUAAAACAUUAGAAAUAAAUUGUAGUUUAGGUAAUGACACACGUGUGAAUGGUCUAUGCAACGAGACGAAAUUGAAGUCAAAUAUAACUGAAGUGGACGAAGACAGGACAAUAAAACAAAAACCACAUCCUCCGAAAAAUGAAAUAACAUUCCGCCACGAUCCAACGUCUGUUCCAGGUGGAAACAGUAGACGGUCGUUCAAAGUUACGCUUGAGGCAAUAUUGAUUGGAACCGGAGCGUUUGUUGCUCUCUGUGUAUUCGUUGCUUCAGCAAGAUCACUGGUACGGUGGCAUAAAGGUAGAAACAAAACAAGGGAUCCGGACAAUACAGAAGCAGUCACAAUACCAGCGACCGAAGUUUCUCUCUCUCUUGAUACGAAUGAGUAUGGUGAAAUGCCCGAGACAUCAAUGCAUAUGAAUGCCUCUCACGAUUUGGAAGAUGAUUUUGUCGAGUUGAAGAUACCAGAAAACUCCAUUAUGGCCCGGAAGCCAAUCACAGCUGUUAAGUCAAAGCAUGCAGAAAAAAGUCUGAUUUACGUGAAUCUGGACAUUGGCCACCUACAGCAAGCCCGAGUUUGUCCAAUACCUGGCCCACGGCCAGCCAAAGGAAAAGAAGCAAAGGUGUAUGAAGAGAUUGACUUUUCUAGUACCAAACAUGCCGGGCCUCAUUUAGUAUUAUAAGAUACUUGGUGAAGCGCAAAGAUUGGGUAAUGCCUCUUGCAAACAAGAUAACUUUAUUUCUCAUAUGAGAAACGGUUAGAUUGCGUAAUGACUAAAUGCAAAACUGGAAAACGACAUUGUUUAUGUGUAGACAGUUUUAUGAUGGAUGCAAACAAGUUUUAGUGCUUAAAUGAUUGCUGAUAUGCAUUAGGCCUAAAUUGUGUUAUGACCGUUGCAAUACAGGAUGGCUUCAUUGCUUUUAUAUAACUCGUGUAGAUUGUGUAAUAGACUUAUGAAAUACCAAGUAGAAUAACUUCAUUACUUAUAUGUAAUUCACGUAGAUUGUAUAAUGACUUAUGCAGGAAAGGAUAACAACAUUGCUAAUAUGUUAAUUUUGUAGAUUGUAUUAGGACUUAUGCAGAACAGGAUGACAACAUUGCUAAUAUGUUAAUUGUGUAGAACGUAUUAGGACCUAUGCAGAACAAGAUGACAACAUUGCUAAUAUGUUAAUUGUGUAGAUUGUAUUAGGGAUAAUGCAGAACAAGAUGACAACAUUGCUAAUACGUUAAUUGUGCAGAUUAUAUAAGGACUUAUGCAGAACAGGAUGACAACAUCGCUUAUAUGUUAAUUGUGCAGAUUGUUAAAUGACUGUCAGCAAAACGGGUGGACUACAUUACUUGUAUGUUAAACGUUUAGAUUGUGUAAUGACUGUUGUAAAACAGAAGAAUCACACUACAUAUAAGUAUAUCGCUUAUAUUGUGUAAUGACUGUUUCAAACAGUAGUACCGCACUACUAAUAUGUAUAUAUAAACAAUACAUGGUGAGUAUUGCUUAUAUGUAAAACGCGUAGAUUGUGUAAUGACUGAUGCAAAGCAGUAUGACUUCAAUCCUAACAAGUUAAACGCAAAUAUUAGUAAUGCAUGUGAUUACAUAGGUCAAAAGUGUAGAUAGUGCAAUGAUUGUUCCAGAACAGGAGUACAGAUUUGCUGAUAUGACAAACGUUCGAUGAUUUGGAUUCAAUAUGGCAAAACAAAUAGGACCGGUUACCCGAGAAAACGUUUUCAUUCUGUAUUAACGUACAUGUGGAAGUACAUGUUAUAUCAUCUUUAGGAUGCAUACUUUAAUAUCCAAACUCAUUAUCAAAAUCAUUAUUUGUUAAAAAAAAAUAUUUUUAUUGAAUUUCAUUAAUUCUAUAAAGUUUUUCGAAUUCUCUAAAAAUACCUGUUACAUCACCCUCCGGUAUUCACUGUUACCCUUUAAAUGUCAAAAUAAUAGUUUCUAUAUUUCCCUUUUUGUUCGUUAAUGGAUAUCUGUUAUGUAAUAAUUGCUGUAGAAUAUGCUAUUUGUUACUUUUUACAAGUAUUCACAUUGUAAUAAAAGGAGAUUAAAAAUUG
Molecule: messenger RNA, 3301 nt
Organism: Mya arenaria
Lineage: Eukaryota; Metazoa; Mollusca; Bivalvia; Myida; Myidae
Exons: 11
Coding region: 12-1928 (638 amino acids)
Source: RefSeq, a predicted model, not a curated record